UUUAACAUGAACAGUGCAUAGUGUAUAUUAUCCUACCAUGAAAGUUAUAUUCAUCUUUGGCUGUUUAAGCUUCUCCUUUUCUCAUAUAUCAGCUCUUCUGUAUCCAGGUUUAGUAUCAGGGGAGGAGAUAAAUAAUAAGGAAGAGAUUGAUAGAACUGAGAUAACGGUGAAGGAUAAAAAGGAAAUCCUGGAAAGGAAGAGAGCAGAUUUUAUUAUGAAGGAACUCAAGGAUCAGUUUCUGCUGGAGAAACUUCAAGAGCUGCAGGAGGAGAAGAGAAACAUGAGUUUAGCAAACCUAGAUCAAAACAGGACAAAUGCUAAACUGCAACAUAGGACGAACCAGAUACAGCGAACCAGGACAAAAUAUUUGCCCAGGGUUUAUGGUCCAAUAGGGUUGGAGACAAGUGAUGAGAAGGAUAGAAGCAUAACAACCCAGAGAACCCUAUCCUUCUCUCACACAAUCAUGAGCACGUUCUCCGAUAUAGUUAACCGACUUGUCCCGGAGAGGUUUAAGAAAUCAAGCAAACCCAACCCUUCGAAACCCACAGUGGAAAACUCCGGGGAUAUCCGUCUAACCAGUCCUAUCCAAGAAUCUUCUCCUUCCUUCCAACCCUCUGGUGAGGACGGAUCUGCUCCGCUAGUAAAUCCUUCAUCUCUCCCGAUCCAAAUUUCUGCUCCGUUCUUUCAGUCUUCCUUCGAAACUGAACCUGAACCUUUUAUACUGAACUCUGUAAUAUCAGAGCAAGGACUGGAGUAUACUCCGAUUGACCAGCCUAUACCGAACCCUCUGACCCUGACAGCUAGGCAAGAGUCUGGGAUCAGGGUUUCAGUUCAACACCAGCUCCGGGUACAACAGAAUCUUAAUCAGAAUUCACAACAAGUGAUGGAAUCAUUCUCCUGGACAGAUCGACCUUUUGAUAAAGCUCCGGAUCAUACUUUGAACUCGGAUUCCUCUUCUCUAGGUUACGGAAAUGCAGUGGUUCAAACCAUAUCUUCUCCAGAAUACGGAGAACCAGUGAUUUCUACUGCAUUAGGAGAACCAGUAGUUAAAUCUACUUCUUCUCCAGGAUAUGGAGAACCAGCGGUUAAAUCUAGUGCUUCUCCGGGAUACGGAGAACCAGUGGUUAGAUCUAACUCUUCUCCAAAAUACGGAGAACCAGAGAUCAACUCAAACUCUGCUCCAGGAUAUGGAGAACCAGUGGUUAAAUCCAAUUAUUCUCCUAGAUUAGCAGAAUCAGUAGUCACAUCCAAUUCUUCUCCAGAGUACGGAGAACCAGUGGAUAAAUCUCCAGGCAUUGUAGAUGGGGAGGUGCAAUUUAACCUAUCUGAAAAAACUCCAAAUUCUUCUCUUAACCCGUCAGAGACUGAUUCGCAUUAUGGUUCGGAGACCAAAAUUAAAAUUGGGGAAGCCUCUUUUAAAAAUGUGAAAAACUCCGAGAAAAGUCCUAACGUCGUAAAACCAAACAAUAUAGUUUAUAUAACAACUGAAGAUCCCAACCUGAGUAGGACAGAAUCCAACAAGGAGAACUCAGCUACAGGAAAACAAUCUGAACCAACAAACAAGGUAGAUCCGGAGAAGUUUAAUUCUAAAAACAAUCCUAGUGAAAGGAUAAAAUUUGGAAGUGAAGAAAACACUCUCAUUGCUGAUCCUAAACCAGCUGAAACCCCUGGAAAACUUCUGAUUGCUGAGAAACUCACUGGACAUCCCUCUCCGAUAUCGGAAGCCUCUGGAACUCUGGCUCCGAUACUGGCUCCGGUUUCGAAAACAGAACUGUUCCUCAGUCCUGAUCCUGACUAUGUUUAUGAGGUUGAGUACGAGUACAGUAUGGACCCGGAGUCUGAUGAGAACUCCAUAGAUCUGAGACUACCUGGAGAAAUUGAAAACAACUUUAAUCAAAGAUUAAAUGACAUGUUUACAAAACAUCAGGCGGAGACCUCGAUGAAUUUUGGCAGUUUGUUUCUCACCUCUCUGCAAGCUUCAACAAAGAAGACGACUCCUCGGUAUUUGAAAAGCUGGGAAGAGAACGCGGCAGAGAUGACAUGGCCGGAAUCAAGAUUAUUCUGUAAAAAGCUGGGACGGAAUAUUGUCUCGUUGGACCAAAUAGAAGCAAGAAAAGAGGUUUUUGAUAUGGUUCUGAAUACUAAUAUUACCCGUGUCUGGAUCGGAGGACGGGUUGGUAGGAGUAAAGAGGGAGUGUUCUGGGAGAAUGGAAGAGCUGAGGGGAUCAAGAGAGGAGUUGAACCCUGGUCGGAGCAAGGGGAUAGAGGAGCACAACCGGACGGAGAUGAAAACCACAGAGAGGACUGUGUUGCACUAAUUCACGAUGAAGAGACGGAUGUGAUGGCUUUACAUGAUUUAACCUGUGAGGUCCGUCUUCCAACUAUUUGUGAAUCUCGUGAUAGAAUUUAAUAAUAAAUAUAUACUUAUCA
This is a messenger RNA of Eurytemora carolleeae, 2430 nucleotides long. RefSeq lists its product as uncharacterized. The transcript has 10 exons. The record is from RefSeq and is a predicted model, not a curated record. Lineage: Eukaryota; Metazoa; Arthropoda; Copepoda; Calanoida; Temoridae. The coding region runs from base 38 to 2410 and encodes 790 amino acids.